AUGGAGGCCCAGGGCAAGUUGGACGAGUGCCUGGCGCAGAAGGUCCAGCUCGAGGAGCAGUUGGAGCAGCAGCGCGUGACGGCCCACAAUCUGGCUCAGAAGCAGAGGGAAAUGGAGGAGCUCCUAGAACUCGAGCGCAGCUUCAACCAGAAGAUUGUCGCGGAGAAGAGGGAGAUUCAGGAGCAGCGGGAGGUCCUCCUCCAGCAGAAGGAGCAAGAGAUCCAAGCCAUCCUCCGCGAGGAGCGAUUUCAGAGCCAGGAGCUCUUGGCCACCCAGGCAGCGCGCCAAAGCGACGAGGACAAGAAGCGACAGGCAGAGUUGGACGCAGUUCGCGCGCAACUGGGCCAGGUCACGCAUCAGUUGGAGGAGGAGAUCCGGGCAGAGUCUCAACGCAAGGCCAGCGCCCACCUCACCAUGUCUAACCAAUACCCCCCCCCCCAUUUAUACAUGUAUAUAUAUAUAUAUUUAUUUAUUUAUACAUAUGUUUUUGUGUAUUUAUAUUUAUAUUCAUAUUAA
This is a messenger RNA of Symbiodinium natans, 516 nucleotides long. The record is from the annotation of a GenBank genome assembly. Lineage: Eukaryota; Dinophyceae; Suessiales; Symbiodiniaceae.